AGUCGGGCUGCUCCAAGCCGAGCGCGCCCAUAUUACCCGAGCACCAUUUUUUAAAAAAAAAAAUCCAAGGAACCACCAUCCCCCUCACCCCUCACGAAUUCAAUGCAGACCAAAUUCAAUCCCAGCAAGAAAGAAAAGCAAGAAAAUCCGCCAAAAUGUCCAUGACAGUCGAAGACUGCACGCGAGUCCGCCCGGGCUUCCCGCGCCCGUUCCCCACCACCGCAUCAAACGUCAUGCAGCAGCUCAGCAUGGCCGGCAAGGUCGUGAUUGUGACGGGCGCCGCGGAUGGAAUUGGGUAUGCGGUUGCAGAGGCCAUGGCCGAGGCAGGAGCGGAUGUUGGGAUGUGGUAUAAUUCGAAUGAUGUUGCGAUCCGGAAAGCGAAGGAUCUUGCACAGACGCAUAGUAUUAGGGCAAUUCCUUACAAGGUUGAUGUCUCCGACUCGCAGCAGGUCCAGGUCACCAUCGCAAAGGCCGCGCAGGACUUUGGGAAGAUCGACGUGUUCAUCGCGAAUGCUGGCAUGGCGAUCUCAAAACCCAUCCUCGAGCAAACAAUCGACGAAUACCGCAAGCAAAUGUCCGUCAACGUCGACGGCGUCCUCUUCUGCGCCAAAUACGCCGGCGAGAUCUUCCGCUCCCAAGGACACGGCAACCUAAUCAUAACCUCCAGCAUGAGCGGGCACAUCGUCAACGUCCCCGUGGACCAACCCGUCUACAACGGGAGCAAAGCGUUCGUGACGCAUUUUGGGAAAUCGCUCGCGCGCGAGUGGCGCGAUUUCGCGCGGGUGAAUAUCGUUUCGCCCGGGUUCUUCGAUACCAAGAUGGGGGCGGGCCCCCUCGCACUGGACGAGGCGUAUCGCAUGGCGGCGCUGGGGAGGCAGGGACAUGUCAAGGAGAUCAAGGGGUUGUAUUUGUACCUGGCGAGUGAUGCGUCGAGCUAUAUGACGGGGAGUGAUGUGAUUAUUGAUGGGGGGUAUGUUUUGUCGUGAGUGGGGAUAUAUAGAGAUAGAUACUAGAUCUUAAUGUACUAGAAUAUGGAAUCCCUCCA
Aspergillus calidoustus is the source of this 1045-nucleotide messenger RNA. Lineage: Eukaryota; Fungi; Ascomycota; Eurotiomycetes; Eurotiales; Aspergillaceae. The record is from the annotation of a GenBank genome assembly.